Molecule: messenger RNA, 999 nt
Organism: Symbiodinium natans
Lineage: Eukaryota; Dinophyceae; Suessiales; Symbiodiniaceae
Source: the annotation of a GenBank genome assembly
AUGCUCAAGGCUGGGAACAACACUGGCACCACAGUCCGCACAGACUCCACAGACAUGAGGAAUGCUUCCUGGACGCCCCUGCUUAGACAUAGGGACGGCAUUGGUGAGCAUACCGCCCGUCGCAACAGCCACUUGAUGGCUGUAGGCAUCACUCAACAGGCUCUUGAGCCUGCUGUUCACAGCUUUGCUGUGCGGGUCCAAUCCAACUGCGCGAGCAACAAGAACAUCACGACAAUCACCCGGAAUCCACGUAUCAAGGGUCAGACCUCGCCACCAUUUCCUGAGUUGAUGCAGGGCCUUGUCCUGAGCCACCUGGUCACAGCGGAAAACGAAGCGGUUCGCAGUGUCACGAAGACCUCUUUCAAGAGCCCUCAAGCGGUGCAGCAUAUGAGCUCGCUGCUCACAGUUUGCGGCAUGUUCCAGUUCUUUGCCCGAACGUGCAACGUUCUUAAGUCCCAGCACUCAGACGAGCACAUGCAAGCGAUCUCCUUGAAGCAGGGCAGGUGGAACCACAAGAGGCAUAUGGAGAAAGAGGACAAAGCUCAGCGGCUUAUGGACACCACGAAGACCAUCGACUUAGGAAAACAUUUGGAGUCAGUGAAGGAAGUGAAGAAGAAGCGAACAGACGAGGCCGGGCAGGCAGCAUUGGAAACGAAACAGAAUCCUGCGGGGGAUGCGGAGGCAAUGCCUCUCGUUGACAAAGAUGCCGUGGAGGGUGGUGAGGACCUGUCCGCAAUGGCUGCUCUCUUCGAAGAUGACGAGGUUAUUUUUGAAGAAGAAGAAGAAGGCAAGGUUCGAGACGGAAACCUUGAGGACAACCUGGACUCGCAAGACCAGCUGAACAAGACGGCCAAGAAGGCUAAGAAAGAAAAGAAAGACAAGAAGAACAAAGACAAAAAGGAGAAGAGCAAGGACAAGAAAGAACACAAGCACAAGAAGGACAAGAAGGACAAGAAGCGGAAAAGAGAAGCUGAACUGGAAGACGACCUGCCCGGUUGA